GUCCGAUAUAAAAGCACGUUUCCGCAGCAAAUAUCCUCUCUUUGCUCCUCGAUCAGGCACACAUACGGCUUGUCUGUGAAAACGUUGCUGCCCGAUUUCUUUUAGAACGUACAAAUUAGUGCACUGACAUCCUUCAACUGGAAUUAAAGACCAAAAAUGUCAGGAAAAAAAUUAGCACUUCUGAGUGUGUCUGACAAGACCAACUUGUUACCAUUGGCAAAAAAACUACAUGAAUUUGGAUUAACACUAAUCGCCUCUGGAGGUACCGCACAGACAUUGAGAAAUGCUAAUCUACCUGUGCGAGAUGUUUCUGAGGUCACAGGAGCACCUGAGAUGCUUGGUGGACGUGUGAAGACUCUUCACCCUGCUGUUCACGCUGGUAUCCUUGCUAGAUCGAUUAUUUCCGACAUGAAGGACCUUCAGAGUCAGAAUUACGAUCUUAUUGAAGUGGUGGUUUGCAAUUUGUAUCCUUUCGUACAUACCGUCUCGAAACCCGGUGUGGCAGUUGAGGAUGCAAUAGAGAACAUCGAUAUCGGCGGAGUAACUCUGCUACGUGCUGCGGCAAAGAAUCAUGCCAGAGUUACGGUCAUCUGUGACCCGAACGAUUACGAUAAGGUCAUCAAUGAGAUGGACACCACGGAGGACAGGAACACUUCCCUGGAGACUAGACAAACUUUGGCCCUGAAAGCGUUCACUCACACUGCUGAGUACGAUGACGCUAUUUCGGAUUACUUUCGCAAGCAGUACAGCGCCGGGGUGUCCCAGCUCACUCUUCGUUACGGCAUGAAUCCGCAUCAGAAGCCCGCGCAGAUAUUCACCACUCUGGAGAAGCUGCCGUUGACUGUGUUGAACGGAUCGCCCGGUUUCAUCAAUCUGUGCGACGCGUUGAACGGCUAUCAACUCGUCAAGGAAUUGAAGUUCGCGUUGAAUUUGCCCGCGGCGACUUCUUUCAAGCAUGUCAGCCCGGCUGGAGCUGCCGUCAGCAUUCCCUUGGAUCGCACGCAAGCGAAACUGUGCCAAGUCGAUGAUCUCUUUGAACAGCUUACGCCGUUGGCGACUGCCUACGCUCGUGCACGCGGCGCCGAUCGUAUGUCUAGUUUCGGCGACUUCAUUGCUUUGUCCGAGCCGUGCGACGUUAUAACAGCCAAAAUUAUAUCACGAGAAGUCUCUGAUGGUAUCAUAGCGCCUGCUUAUUCGGAAGAAGCCCUUGAGAUAUUGAAGAAGAAGAAGAACGGCUCGUAUUGUGUACUUCAGAUUGAUCCUUCUUAUGUGCCAUCUCCAGUAGAGCGCAAGAUCCUGUAUGGUCUGGCGAUGGAGCAAAAGCGUAACGACGCGCUAAUCGAUAAGGGGACGUUCGAUAACAUCGUGACAAAGAAGACGAAGAUUCUGUCGGAAAAUGCCAUCCGCGACAUGAUCGUGGCUACUAUCACUGUGAAGUAUACGCAGAGUAAUUCUGUCUGUUACGCGAAGGAUGGGCAGGUGAUCGGAACCGGUGCCGGGCAGCAAUCUCGAAUUCAUUGUACAAGGCUUGCAGGCGAUAAGGCUGAUAACUGGUGGCUUCGUCAACAUCCAAAAGUGACUGGAAUGAAAUUUAAGAAAGGUGUAAAAAGAGCGGAAAUCUCUAAUGCUAUCGAUAAUUACGUAAACGGAACUAUAGGAAAGGAUAUGGACACGUCCAUAUGGGCUGCAAUGUACGAGGAAGUUCCUGCAAAAUUGUCGGAAAGUGAGAGACUCGAAUGGCUGAAGAAAUUGGAUAACGUUGCUCUGAGCAGUGAUGCCUUCUUCCCGUUCAGAGAUAACGUUGAUCGAGCUAGACUCAGUGGUGUUAGAUAUAUUGCAAGUCCAGCUGGAUCUACGAACGACGAAGUAGUAAUCGAAGCUUGUAACGAGCAUGAUAUUGUGCUGGUUCAUACUGGUUUCCGAUUAUUCCAUCAUUAGACGUAAAACAGAUUUGAGAGAUAUGUUUGAUCAUUAUUUUUCUACGAAUAGAAACUUAUUCGACGAUUACUAUUUCCCCUCUAUGGAUAUAUUUAGUCAAAAGAUGUCUUCCAAUUAACUUCGAUCUGAGAAGACUGAAUAUUUUUUUAUCUGAAUCUUAUUUCCUUUUUUAACAUUUAUCAAGUUUGAUAUGCAGUUCCCUAUAUAUAAUAUAGUUCAUAAACGUGUUUACGUA
This is a messenger RNA of Odontomachus brunneus, 2173 nucleotides long. RefSeq names its product bifunctional purine biosynthesis protein PURH. Gene Ontology annotation, cellular component: cytosol. The record is from RefSeq and is a predicted model, not a curated record. The coding region runs from base 157 to 1938 and encodes 593 amino acids. Gene Ontology annotation, biological process: 'de novo' IMP biosynthetic process. Gene Ontology annotation, molecular function: IMP cyclohydrolase activity; phosphoribosylaminoimidazolecarboxamide formyltransferase activity. Lineage: Eukaryota; Metazoa; Arthropoda; Insecta; Hymenoptera; Formicidae. The transcript is spliced from 6 exons.